This is a messenger RNA of Trypanosoma brucei brucei TREU927, 2445 nucleotides long. RefSeq lists its product as hypothetical. The record is from RefSeq and is a predicted model, not a curated record. NCBI's taxonomy places the organism in Eukaryota, Euglenozoa, Kinetoplastea, Trypanosomatida, Trypanosomatidae. Bases 1 to 2445 code for a protein of 814 amino acids. The transcript has a single exon.
AUGGCCACCCUCAACAACUUAACUGUCGGUUCUGACAGCGACAGCAGUACUGAGGCGCCGCUUGCUGUGCGGCCAGACGCCGCGGCUGCUGCAGAAGGAGCAGCAAUGGAAGGUAACUCAGCCCCGGGAGAAGCGGCAGCCCCCGCUGGUGUCAGCGCGGGAGAAGAGGCAGCACCUAAAGAAGGUGAGGCCGCUGCGGAUGGCUCAGGCACAUCCCCUGGAGGGAAGGAAGGGGAAGGGGAAAAAACCUUCAAGAAGAUAUCUUCGGAAUCUACUACACUGACUCAUGCGGCAAGCAAGACUGAUGAAUCAGCUCGGGAGGCAACUGAAGGGGGAGACGCAAAUGCAAACGCUGCAGCGGGGAGUAGUAAGGUGUCCAAGGAGCUGACACCGAGGGAGGGUGCAUCUAAGAGUGAGCAAGAGCAGGGUGCUGCGGCUGAAAAGAGUGCGCCCAAUCCAGGCGUUGCUCCCCCCCUCGACCCGGCAGCCGUGCGGUCGAAGCGGUCGUCUGUGAAGCCAAGUCCGGCUGCUGUAAGUCCAGCGAGUCGCGAAGUUGAUCCUAAUGGCAAGAGCACCUCGCAGGCGGGUGAUGGAGCAGAAGCUAAGCCUUCGAAGACACGGGAGAAGCGGCACGGUACUCAAAAGAAGUCGCGGUCAAAGCGUACCGAUUUGGAGGAAGAGAUUUCCCUCAUGAAGAAGGCAGAAAAAUGCGGAAUCGGCGCCGGUUCACUGCACGACAUCGUAUCAGUUUCUGGAGGAGAUGGACUAUCCCCACAGCCGGGUUCUUCACCUGCAAAAUUGAGCCGAAGUCCUAGAAAGAUGGCGAGCCGUCAUGGGGAGGGCUCAAAAGGCAACAAGAAUGGCGAAAAUGUUUCUGAGGGUGCUGACGGUCAGCAAAUGCCGGUUGUCGUUGACAUACCUGUUCCUAGUGUGCACAAAGUGUUCCAUACCAACAGGGGUGAUGGCAGAGUUGUGGUCGGCGACAUUUCUGGAAUCUACACCAAAAGGAAACGAAAGCUUGUGAAUGAGUACCGCACUGAGGCUGACGAUAAGGAAAACUCCCCGCAAAUUUCCCCACUUACCCUACAGAAUGUCGGUAGACACAUACGCGAAUCCGGGGGAGUCCACAAAGGAUAUACAGCGCGGAGAUGUUACAGCAGCGAGUCUUCAUUGUUCAAAUCAUGUGUUUCUCUCAACACCGAUCCCAAAACAGCUUCUCGGAGGAAGCGGAGCGUGCGACGCGGAGGUGGGCGACAAAUUGAAAGGACCGGGAGAGCCCUCCAGAGGCUCAAUAUCCCAGCCUAUCAUCGUAGGUUGAUAAUCGAUAUGCAUCAAAAGGGUAUUUCUGAGCGCCAGGCGGAGGAAGGGAGCAACAGCGACGACUGGCUGCACACCGCUGGCAUGGGUAGAAGAUAUUCCGUUAGCCCAGAAAGAAGCGCGAGGUUGGGGGGCCAUGACCGGUUACCACAGCGGAGGUACCAUUCCACAAUUGACGGCAAUCGCUACGGCUAUAGCCCGAGGGGCGCCUCUAACGAUCGUUUACCUGAGCGCCGACGCUCGAAAAGGGGUGAGGAUUAUCGGAAAGAACACACUUACAAACCCACCAUUUCCAAGUUUGCGCAGGCGCUGCCUCGCUCAGAUGUUCCGUGUCACGAACGGCUGUAUUCAGCCAGACCUAGUGUUCAACGGAACAAGAAUGCAGAUGGUGAGGACUACGAGGCACCGGCACUCUCUCCGCGUUUGCAGGAGUUUGUGAACAACAGCAGUUUUGAGUUGUUCCGUCCCCACAUAUCAAAGCGUGCAAGGGCUUUAGAGGUCGAAGCGCCUUUCUACGAUCGUCUCCAUCCAUCCAAGGAAGAACUGGCCCGGAAGCGCCCCGAGGAACCCAAACCUGUGCCUACUCCUCGUGUUUCGACUUCUCGGCCAAUCAGUAUUUCUCCGCGCCUAUUGGCCCGCCGGGAGCCGCCGCCACCGGAGAGUUUGCCUUCGUUCCGUCCAAUGAUCACGCCUCGUGCGAAGGGUGUAGAAUGCAGCAAACCCUUCUACGAUCGGCUUCAUCCUUCUAAGGAGCAGCGGGCACGCAAACAGAAGGAGGAAGAACCCAAAUCAGCCCCGCCUCGAACCUCACCGCGCCGUGCGGUGUCCGUUUCCCAGCGCUUAUUAGAGCCCCACCAACCCCCACCGUACGAAAAGUACGACCCCUCAUUCCGGCCAGAGAUUUCCCCACGCGCGAGAGCGUUGGAGCGUGACGGACCCUUCCACAAGCGGUUGUACUUGACGCCAUAUGAGUUGGAGGAGGCUCACGCAUUGCAUCGGAGGCGCCAGUUUGAGAGCUCUUGUAAUUUCCAACCUGAGAUAGUGGAACUCAUGCGUCAAAACUACGACGCAAAGAAAGUCAAGAGGGGCACAUCGAAGCCGGUGAAGGCGCACCGUCAGCGUUCUUAG